Messenger RNA from Linum trigynum, 978 nucleotides. The record is from the annotation of a GenBank genome assembly. NCBI's taxonomy places the organism in Eukaryota, Viridiplantae, Streptophyta, Magnoliopsida, Malpighiales, Linaceae.
UCAUUUACAAGUUCCUCUGUUUUUCGUUUAAAACCAAAAUCCCCUGUUUUUUAACCAAUGGAAAUUACAAUCAUAUCAGCACAGGGCCUAAAGAAGACGUCCAGGACUCUACUCCCAUUCUCCACCCACCGCCGCCUCCGGCCAUUCGUUGCCAUCUCCACUUGUCCCCAGACGGCGGGGGAAGAUUCUUCGACUAGCAAGAGCUACAUAACGAGGGUUGACGACAGGGGAGGAGUGAAUCCCACAUGGGGGGACAAAUUUUACAUCCCUGUUGACGCCUCAUUUUUGGGGAAUCGAUACUCCUGCAUUUACCUUGAACUCUACACUAAACGGCUCUUCUCCGGCAGAGCUCAACUGGGUUGGUGUCAGAUUCCGGUCUCCGAUUUCUGUUUGUCGCCGCCGCCGGGUGGUCAGGUCCGUUACCGGAGUUACAGGGUGAGGGAUCAUAGAGACGGGACUAGAGAGCAGGGGAUUUUGAACAUUGCUGUUAAGUUAACCGGAGGGGAAUUAAUGACCCAGCGACCGCUGCCGGCACCACACCGGGAAUCGGUGGAAUCCGGUGAGAAAGGUGCGGCGAGUUGUCAAGGAACGGUGAUUGGGAUUCCGGUGGAAAUGUUUACGAAUAUGAGAGUUUGUCAAUGAUUAAGUGUUGGGUAAUUUCGUUUUGGUUGACUUUUGGGAGCCGAAAAAAUUCCGGCGGUGGAACUGUCAAAUCGAACAAAAGUGUAUCUAUCUUACUACGAGUUGUUCUUCACUGGGAGCAGAGCACUACCUUUUAUUAAAACUAGUAAUCAGCCCGCGCUCCGCGGCCGAAUAAGUUUGAUUUUAGUAAUUUUGUGGAUGCUGAAAUAUUUUUUUCGGUAUAUAAUCUGAAAGUAGUUGAGAUAGUUACUUGACUGAGCAAUGUAAUUAGAACAUUGUUGGAUAGAGCCUGUGGUAAAGAAGCAAACUAACUAACAACAAAUUCAGAUUUUUUGC